This is a messenger RNA of Pungitius pungitius (ninespine stickleback), 1520 nucleotides long. RefSeq names its product ankyrin repeat domain-containing protein 61-like. Lineage: Eukaryota; Metazoa; Chordata; Actinopteri; Perciformes; Gasterosteidae. The transcript has 6 exons. The record is from RefSeq and is a predicted model, not a curated record. Bases 95 to 1360 code for a protein of 421 amino acids. Gene Ontology annotation, molecular function: protein binding.
GGGAGCAGCAUACACAAAUGUGCCAACACCUGUAGUGUGUGAAGACUCUGCAAAAUACACCAGAGCUACACACUUCAAAGUGUAAAGCCUGGCCAUGUUGGCGGAGAGCCAGGACCCCGAGGAAAGCAGCAGUAAUGUGGUCAGGUUUCCCAACAAUGAAUUUUAUACUGCGAUCAUGGAUGAAGACUUGGGCCGUUUAGAAGACAUGUCGAAAAAGUAUGGGAGCAACUUUCUUAUCAAGAUAUCCGCGGCACCCGGACCGGUUUUGUGGAAGGGCCUCGUUACACGUCCCCUUCAUCUGGCUGCCUCUUACAGAAGAGCAAAGAGCAUGCAGAUCCUCCUGGCAACAGGAGCAGAUCCAGAGAUGAGGGACCAGCUCGGGCAAACCGCUCUGCACUUGGCGCUGUCCGGUUGGCCGAGCGUUUGGACCACGCGGCCAAAGAACGGCUCCAAGUUCCAGACCGCUGUGGUCGGCGUGCGUAGGCGGGCGGAGGCCUGUCUGCGGCUCCUCUUUGAGCACGGCAUCGACCCCAAUGCAAAGGCUGAGGGGAGCCACCAGUCGCCUCUCCACCUAUCAGUGCGCUACAUGGCUCUGUCGGCUGUCCCGAUUCUGGCCAGCUUUGGUGCUGAUGUUAAUGCUGUGGAAAGCAGUGGUAUGACCCCCCUGCAUAUGGCUGCUGGCAUCCUCCAUAAGGACAUCAUGGCGAGCUUGAUCAAGGAGGGAGCAGACGUGAACAUGGCGGUGAAGCACUCUGGGAACAGCCCUCUGCACCUAGCUGCUGUAGCAAUAGCUAUGAAGACCACUAAAACCCUGGAGGACGACGUCGGCUGCAUCUGCGAGCUGCUCGAGCGGGGCGCAGAGGUCGACGCGGUCAACGAGGCCGGACUGACGCCUUUGCAGGAGGCGUGCCGCAUGGGCCACGGGGUGCUGGUGGACGUGCUGCUCAGGUACGGAGCCGACAUCAAGCGGCCGAGCAAAGCAGGGGAGAACUGUCUGUUCCUGUUCCUGAACCACAGGCCCAACGAAAGGAACAGGUCCCUGCUGGUGAAGCUCCUCAGUCUGACCUCCCCGCUCACGGUCUACAACAAGAGCGGACACCUGCCCUCUACCUUGAUGCAACCAUGCUUCUUUUAUCAGAGAGACCAGCUGCUAAAACUCACUCAGCAGCCGAGGAGGCUUCAGGAUAUCUGCAAGAGUGACAUUUAUCUAGAAUAUGUCCAAGGGAAGAGCCAGGAGUUGAGAGAACGUCUGCCUGAUAAGCUACAUGACUUUGUGUUCAACGACUGGGAAAAAAACAUUUCCUUUGUGAGAGAUGGAGCGAACCAAGACCACGUCGAUGACUUAUUUGACAUGAGUUGACAGCAGAGUGACAAUGCAAACUCCCGUGACCCCACCAGCUUGCAUUAAGCUUCAGAGGUAACCUCCUUACCUUCAGAUCCCUGUGCAUCAUUCCCCUGGAGUGAAUGUACUCCACUCCUUCCAGGAUCCCUCUGAGCAGACUGAGUGUGUGUUCGGGGUC